Messenger RNA from Oryzias latipes (Japanese medaka), 2058 nucleotides. It is a transcript of the gene tada3l, whose product is annotated as transcriptional adaptor 3 (NGG1 homolog, yeast)-like. The record is from RefSeq and is a predicted model, not a curated record. Gene Ontology annotation, molecular function: transcription coactivator activity. Gene Ontology annotation, biological process: regulation of transcription by RNA polymerase II. Lineage: Eukaryota; Metazoa; Chordata; Actinopteri; Beloniformes; Adrianichthyidae. Gene Ontology annotation, cellular component: SAGA complex.
UGUACAACGGGGGAGACGUUUUUCUUCAGUGACAAUUUAGGCUUGUAAUAUCUACACAUUAUUUAAUUUUUUGCCUCAAUAUUAAAUUUUUAUAGUCAUAAUUGUACUCGUUUCAUAUAAUAGCAUUUAAGUUGAAAACAUAGUGGCUAUUACUUGACAAAUUCAGAUUGACCUAAUGGUUUCUUCCGACAGUACCAUCACAGAUGCAGCUUUGGGCGUUUUCUAGAUUUCGUAAAAUGCAUUUACCCAUUUUCCAUAUUUUUUGGCAUUAUGUCUUUUCUUUAUAUGUAUUAUUCUAUACAAAUGCUGAGACAGCAACUGUGUUCACUUCAAGGUGAUAUAUUAAAAAAAAAGCCUACAAAAAACACCCCCACUUGCACGAUGGUAUAAUCCAUCAUGGGCACCUUCACUGACGAUGGUCUGUAAAUUACCCCGCUGUUCAUCAUUUUGCGUCAGUUACAUCAGACUAACGGCUCCCUGCCAACAAUCAACAUCAUGAGCGAGCUGAAGGACUGUUCCCCGCUGAAAUACUACGACUUCAAGCCCGUGGAUCAUGUCAGGUUGUGUCCCCGUUACACCGCCGUGCUGGGCCGCUCAGAGGACGAUGGCAUCGGCAGCGGGGAGCUUGAUACUCUGCAGCUGGAGCUGGAGACGCUCCUGUCUUCAGCCAGCCGCCGCCUGCGAGCCCUGGAGGAGCAGAGACAGAUCCUCACAGAUUGGCAAGACAAAAAGGGAGACAAGCGCUUCCUUAAAAUGGGAAAAGACCCUGAUCCUGCAGCCACAUCCCGCCACAAGCCCAAGAAACAAAAACUGGAUGGGAAAGGAGCACAUGGACAAGGACCUGGUCCCGGAAGGCCCAAAUCCAAAAACCUGCAGCCGAAAGUUCAAGAGUAUGAAUUUACAGAUGAACCACAAGAUAUCCCGUGCACCCCCAAAAAUGAUGCUCCCAACAGAUUCUGGGCUUCAGUUGAACCGUAUUGUGCAGAUAUUACCAAUGAAGAAAUACGACUGCUUGAAGAGCUUCUUAAGCCCUUAGAGGACGAGGCUGAGUAUUUCAAAAUUCCAGCGCUGGGGAAACACUACUCCCAGAGGUGGGCUCAAGAGGAUCUGUUGGAGGAACAGAGGGAAGGCGCACGAGCCAAUGACAAGAAGAAAGGCAUCAUGGGAGGUCCACUGUCAGAGCUGGAUGCAAAAGAUGUAGAUUCUCUGCUGAAAAAGUCGGAAUCUCAGCACGAAUCACAAGAAGAUGGCUGUCCCUUUGGUCCUCUCACUCAGCGUCUCCUCCAGGCUCUCGUAGAGGAGAACAUUAUAUCCCCCAUGGAGGAUUCUCCUAUUCCUGACAUUUCUGGAAAGGAUGUCACUGAUGGUGCUGGGACGUCUCCUCGAAGUCAAGGAAAGGCUUUCAGUGUUCCUCACACCCGCUCCUUGGAGGCACGGAUCAAAGAAGAGCUCAUAGCCCAGGGACUGCUGGAUCUGGACGAGCGACCUGGACAAGGAGGAGACUCUGAGGAUGAAAUCCUGGCAGAGCUGCAAAAGAGACAAGCGGAGCUGAAAGCCUUAAGUGCCCACAACAGAGCCAGGAAGCAGGAGCUGCUCCGGCUGGCAAAGGAGGAAAUGCGCAAACAGGAGUUGAGGCAGAGAGUGAGGGUGGCAGACAAUGAGGUGAUGGAGGGAUUUCGGAGGAUCAUGGCCGCCAGGCAGAAGAAACGCACUCCAACAAAGAAGGAGAAAGAUCAGGCCUGGAAAGCACUAAAGGAGAGAGAAAGCAUCCUGAAGCUAUUAGACAGCUAGACGAUGCACAUUAAUGUGACUUUUUUUUUUUUUAAAUCCAGAAAGAAAAGAAGAAUACGUCUUCACACAUUCACACAACACUCAUUCUACAGUCCAGGUAGAGAUCUUGUAACUGUUUUAACUGCAUGCGGAUGAAACCCAUUUGUGUAGAAAGUGUUUUUUAUACUUAUUGGAUUUUGUUCAAUAUGUAAAUGUGUAUGUUUUCCUUUUUUUUCUUUUUAUAAUCAUUGUAAUUUCAUCACGACAAUAAACAUCCAUUGGAGUUCA